Molecule: messenger RNA, 1176 nt
Organism: Aspergillus alliaceus
Lineage: Eukaryota; Fungi; Ascomycota; Eurotiomycetes; Eurotiales; Aspergillaceae
Exons: 1
Coding region: 144-1004 (286 amino acids)
Source: RefSeq, a predicted model, not a curated record
CUGCAAUGUAACGUCGGGGAUGUCGGGUCUGGAAUCAUUUCCGUACGGGAACCCAAAAUCAACUUGGCGCAAGGAUUGGGAAGGAUAUUCGCUCGUCCAAAUUUCCUGAUAGAGUGGGGUUUGGGCAGUGCAGGAGACAGUGGAUGGUGCAGGCUUUCUUGCCCUCUUCAGAAAACUUACCCUCUGUCAUCACUGUACCUUUGUUCCCAGUGAUAUCAGACCGAUCCAUCCAGGACCAUUUUACACAGAACAGGAAAGCUUCACUCCAUAGAGACCUGGUAGAUCAAAAGCCACCCAUGACCAAGUACGAUCGUCUUCAAGAGCGAGGCAGCUCUGAGUACGAUGACCACCAUGAAUUCGACCAAGCAGCUGCCAGACUCCCAACACAACGCCAGAAGCUUCUCUUGCGAGUCAAAUACGCCCUCAUCCUACUAUUAGCUGUCUUCGGCUUUUUUGACUUAGCAUACCGAGCAUACACCUCUAUCCCCUCACGCAGGACCAUAUCGUGCAACUGCGGAGAGACUAUUGAAGAGGCCAUCGCCAACAACUGCAGAUACGACUCGUUUGCAGCUGCGUGGCUCCCUCCCGCCUGUCGAAAUGAUGAGUUGAUAGAGAAAUUCGAGGCCUCUGGGCCUAACCCGGAUGGAAGCUGGACGUACUAUGCAGACAAAAAUAAGACCCAAGUCUUGUCCCUCGAAGAAGUGUCUAUGCUGCCGAAGACUGGAUCCCACUUCUUUACGACACACCACUGGCAUCUUGUCCACUGCGCAUACUACUGGAAGAAGAUGUUUUUGGCUGCUGAAAAAGGCACAGUGAUUGAAGCCCGAUAUAAUAAUUGGGCCCAUAUCGAUCACUGCGAGAUGAUGUUCCUGAAGCGGGAUCCAUUGGAUACUAUUGUGACUGAGGCGGGUGUCGCGCUGCAUUCGGAUCAGAUGGUUGUUGCAAAAAAGCAUGGUCACAAAGGGCAUGAGGACCAUCAAAUGAAUAAAGAAGGAGACUACUAGAAACUGGAAUGGUCGCUCCAUUGAUUCUUCUUACAUAUGUCUGUCGACCAAGGCUUGAAUAGUAGUGGCAAAUCAUCAAAUAGAGCCAUCUUAGCUUAGCAAAGAACAUGCCGUGAUGCAUAAUCCGCAAAGUAUUGAAGGAUAUCAUGCUUUUGUCGCUACGUAGCCUAGA